This is a messenger RNA of Penicillium riverlandense, 216 nucleotides long. RefSeq lists its product as uncharacterized. The transcript has 2 exons. The record is from RefSeq and is a predicted model, not a curated record. NCBI's taxonomy places the organism in Eukaryota, Fungi, Ascomycota, Eurotiomycetes, Eurotiales, Aspergillaceae. Bases 1 to 216 code for a protein of 71 amino acids.
AUGGCGGGACCAGGAGCGUCCGCCACCUCGUCUGAUAAGCCGAAGUCUCACUCGAGUAAGGUCAUGAACAAGCUGGACCCUUGGUUUGACCAGAAUGCCAUUGAGGCACAGCAAAGUGGGCUGUCCCUGGGUAUCUCCAAGACGGAUUUGCUUUUCCAAGAUGGUUCCGGGGCCCCGCCGGCUGCUCACAGGCCACGGCGUGUACCCGCGCUAUAG